Messenger RNA from Clavispora lusitaniae ATCC 42720, 1683 nucleotides. It is a transcript of the gene ALT1, whose product is annotated as alanine transaminase. Gene Ontology annotation, molecular function: pyridoxal phosphate binding; L-alanine:2-oxoglutarate transaminase activity. Gene Ontology annotation, biological process: biosynthetic process. NCBI's taxonomy places the organism in Eukaryota, Fungi, Ascomycota, Pichiomycetes, Serinales, Metschnikowiaceae. The record is from RefSeq and is a predicted model, not a curated record.
AUGAUAGUGGCCCCUCAUAUGUCUGUUCAUCCAUUUUCUCCGCUUUUCUUCAAGACAAGAGCUUAUUUUUCUGCAGGUCGCCAUGUCUCUUAUCUCAAGGUGAAUCGAGUCAUAGAAAAAAAAAAAUUCCGCCUAUUGAGCAUCAUGUCUUCGCUUCGUCUUAGCUCGCGUUCUCUCCUUUUGAAGCGGCUCUAUGCGAGCUUUAAGCCAGCACCCCAGCUUACUGUGUCUGACUUGAACGAGUCCACUCUCGAAGCAAAAUAUGCUGUCCGAGGUAAAAUCCCCAUUCGUGCCGACGAGUUGAGGUCGGAAAUUGACCUGAACCCUGAUGGUCAUGGCUUGCCAUAUGAUCGCAUCAUCAGUGCUAACAUUGGAAACCCACAACAGUUGGACCAGCAGCCAUUGUCUUGGUACAGACAAGUCUUGUCUUUGAUGCAAUACCCUACAUUGAUUAACAAAAUCAGCACUUUGGACAAGAAAACCGCCGACUCUUUGUAUCCUCCCGAUGUUGUGGAAAGAGCUCGCAAGUUGUUGAAGACUACAGGUUCCGUGGGUGCUUACUCUCACUCUCAAGGUGAUAUCACCGUCAGAAAAUCUGUCGCCAAGUUCAUUUCGGAAAGAGACGGAUACGCAGCCCACCCACAGAACAUUUUCUUGACUAGUGGUGCUUCCUCUGCUGUGCUGUACUUGAUACAAGUGUUAUCCUCAAGCCCAAAUGCUGGUUUCUUGAUUCCCAUCCCACAAUAUCCUUUAUACACUGCUUCGAUUGCGUUGAACAAUGCCAAACCUAUUGGCUAUUUCUUGGACGAGGACAGCCACUGGUCCACAGAUCCCGUUCAAAUCCGCCGUUUGAUUGACGAAAACAAGGCCAACGGUGUGGAUCUCAAAGCUUUAGUUGUCAUCAAUCCUGGUAACCCAACUGGUGCAAUCUUGACCGAAAAGGACAUUGCUGAAAUCAUUGACAUUGCUGCAGAGCACGGUCUUGUGCUUAUUGCUGAUGAAGUCUACCAGGAAAAUGUCUUUGAAGGUAAGUUCGUGUCGAUGAAGAAAGUAUACGCCCAGUUGCUUGAGAAAGAUCCAGAGACAUACAAACACGUCCAGCUUGCAUCUUUGCAUUCUACAUCUAAGGGUGUUAGUGGUGAGUGUGGACAAAGAGGCGGCUACAUGGAGUUGGUUGGCUUCUCCCAAGAAGUGAGAGAUAUCAUUUUUAAGUUAGCUUCUAUCAACCUUUGUCCUGUUGUCUCUGGCCAAGCUUUGGUGGAGUUGAUGAUCAACCCACCUAAAGAGGGAGAGCCAUCUUACGAGUUGUAUCAAAAGGAAACUACGGGAAUUCAUGAUGAUUUGAUGAAGAGAGCUUCUCUUUUGUACAAGUCUUUCUGUGCAAUGACAGAUGUUCAAUGUAACAAGCCACAAGGUGCCAUGUAUCUUUUCCCCAGCUUGAAGUUCACCAAGGAGACGUACAGUAAGUUGUUUGAAGCGUCUGAAGAGUUAAACUUGACACCGGAUGAAUACUACUGUACAGAAUUGUUGGAGAAGACAGGUAUUUGCUGCGUUCCAGGUAAUGGUUUUGGCCAGGUACCGGGAACAUACCAUUUAAGAACUACAUUCUUGCCACCAGGAACUAAGUGGAUCGAGGAAUGGACUAAGUUUCAUGAAGACUUUGUUUCUAAAUACAAGAAUUAG